AUGUCUCACACUUAUGUACUUUAUUACGCACAGGGCGCUGCAAGUCUUUGUGUUCAUUGGAUGUUGAUCGAUGCCAAGGCAACACAUGAGAUAAAGUCUGUUGAUAUUACUACUGGCCAGAACAAGCAGGAUGCCUAUCUCAAGAUCAACCCACGUGGACUCAUCCCAACGUUGAUGAUCGAUGGUGUCGCCCACUAUGAGACCGCCGCACUAAUGAUGCUGCUGAGCGAGCACUACCCACAGUACGCACCCGCUGUCGGCAGCCCCGCCCGCGGAGUCUGGCUCGAGCUCAUUGUCCACUGCGCCAACGUCCUGGCACCAAUGAUGCGCGAUUGGUACUACGCCGAUAAGGAGGCACCCGCCGGCCACGCCGACGCCAUCAAGGAUAUUGCUCGCGAGCGUGUUGAGCGCGCUUGGGCCCGCUUCGACGACAUCCUCUCGGACGGACGUGUCUAUCUCGCCGACAACAAACUGACUGCACUCGACUUUUUGGCCACAAUGUACAUGCGCUGGGCACGCAACAUGCCCAAGCCACCCACAGCUUGGCCCAACGUCAAUCGCUACGUCCAACACAUGCGAUCAUUACAAUCAUUCGCCACACUCAACCAGCGUGAGGGACUCACUGAAUGGAUGAAUGCU
This is a messenger RNA of Acytostelium subglobosum LB1, 639 nucleotides long. RefSeq lists its product as hypothetical. NCBI's taxonomy places the organism in Eukaryota, Evosea, Eumycetozoa, Acytosteliales, Acytosteliaceae. The record is from RefSeq and is a predicted model, not a curated record. The annotation marks the transcript as partial. The transcript has a single exon.